Messenger RNA from Aspergillus japonicus CBS 114.51, 2771 nucleotides. Its product is annotated as MIF4G domain-containing protein. Bases 23 to 2692 code for a protein of 889 amino acids. Gene Ontology annotation, biological process: ribosomal small subunit biogenesis. Gene Ontology annotation, molecular function: RNA binding; protein binding. The record is from RefSeq and is a predicted model, not a curated record. The transcript has 2 exons. Gene Ontology annotation, cellular component: nucleolus. Lineage: Eukaryota; Fungi; Ascomycota; Eurotiomycetes; Eurotiales; Aspergillaceae.
UCUCCACCACCAGAAAAACAAAAUGCCACGUCCUAGGCAUAAUACAACCUCGUUACCUCGGAAUCUCCGAGAGGAGCUGGGGAUCCGCGAUACAUACGGGGAGCGGAAGCGCAACGGUCCCGGCGCGAGGAAAGAUCGUCGGAAGGAGGAGCGACAGUCGAAGAAGCAGCGGGGUGGGCUGAAGAGGGGUCCUCAACGGUCUUACGGGGGCUAUGAUGACAAUGACGACGACGAUGAGGAUGGAUUUGGUGGAUUUGAUGACGACGAUGCGGGCGAUUCGGACAACGACGACGAUGUUGCGGCGACCAUGGCCAAGUUGAAGCAGAAGAAGGAGGCUGCUAAGGCUGCUGCUCCCGAGAAGCCGAAGAAGAAAGCGCAGACGACCGACAACGAUGCUGAGGGGGCGGCUGCCUCGCGUCCGAUCUCGAAGACAGUCAAAGCGAAGCUGGACGAGGAUGAUGCGGAGAUUGCUGCGUUGGAGAAGAAGCUGGGUCUUAAGAAGGGCAAGAAGCUUCCCAAGGCUUUUGAGGAAGAUGGUUUGGGUGAUCUUCUGGGCGAUCUGGAUGAGGGCUCUGAUGAUGAGAAUCGCAAGCGCAAGCGAGAGGCUGAUGACUGGCUGCGCAACAAGCGGAGAAAGGCGCAGGGUUUGCCGGUCGAGGACGACGUUGAGUCGGAUCAGGAUGACAGCGAUAUGGAUAGUGAGGAUGGGUUGGAUGGGUUGGAGGCUUUUGACGAAGACGACGACUCCCUUGGAGACUUUGAUGAGGGUGAGGAUGAGGAGGACGAGGAGGAUGACGACGAAGAUGUGGAUAUGGAUGGCAUGGAUCUCGACGAGGAUGAAGAGGAAGAGGAAGAGGAACCCGUUCCUAAGAAGAAGGAAAACCCAUACGUUGCUCCGGUCCAAGAGUCCAGUGGGAAUCAACCACAAAAGUACAUUCCUCCCUCGCUUCGCGCUAAGGCUUCCUCCGAGUCUGAGAGUCUUGUACGUCUACGAAGACAAGCGCAAGGACACCUGAACAAGCUGUCCGAAGCCAACAUGAUCUCCAUCCUGGCGGAGUUCGAGAAGCUAUAUCGCGAUUAUCCCCGUGGAGAAGUCACCUCGACCCUCAUCACACUCUUGUUCGGAAUGAUUUGUGAACGAUCCGCUCUGUCGGAUACCUUCAUCAUCCUGCAUGCGGGUUUCAUUGCUGCCGUCUACAAGGUGAUGGGUAUGGACUUUGGCGCGGAGAUCGUGCAGAAGAUUGUCGAAACCUUCGAUGCUCGUGGAGACGAAAGAGGGCCGUUCUCAGGGAAGGAGGCAAUCAAUCUGAUCUCCCUUCUUUCCCAGUUGUACAACUUCCACGUCAUCUCAAGCACCUUGAUGUUUGACUACAUCCGGAUCUUCCUCCAGGACAUUACAGAGGAAAACACCGAGCUUCUCCUAAAGAUUAUCCGAAACUCCGGUCCUCAGCUCCGCCAAGAUGACCCCUCCUCCCUCAAGGACAUUGUCCUCCUCAUCCAACCAGCCGUAGCGAAAGCCGGCGAGGCCUCCCUCUCCGUCCGCACCAAAUUCAUGAUCGACACGAUCACCGACCUGAAGAACAACCGCCUGAAAGCCGGCGCCGGCUCCACCAUUUCGUCCGAACACCUCACGAAGAUGCGCAAGAUCCUCGGCGCGCUCAACAACACGCGGGUCAUCCGCGCCUCGGAGCCCAUCAGCAUCUCGCGGGAGGACAUCCACAACUCGGCCAAGAAGGGGAAAUGGUGGCUCGUCGGCGCCAGUUGGCGCGAGGACCCGCUCGAGUCCGCGCGUCAGGAGCUCUCAAGCCUGCCCGCCGCCGCGGGCCAGCAGCAGCAACAGCACGGCGCCCCCGACGACGACGACGACGAUAGCGACAAAGAACCCGACUGGGUCAACAUCGCGAAAGCCCACCGGAUGAACACGGACGUGCGCCGCUCGAUCUUCGUGGCCAUCAUGUCCGCGACGGACUACCAGGACGCGCACGUGCGGCUGCUCAAGCUCCGGCUCAAGCGCGCCCAGGAGUUCGAGAUCCCCCGCGUACUGACCCACUGCGCCAUGGAGGAGGCCGCGCACAACCCCUACUACACGCUGAUCGCCCGCCGGCUGUGCGGCGAGAUGGGCCGCCGCAUCAAGGUCUCGUUCAUGUACACGCUGUGGAACAUCUUCAAGCGCAUGGGCGAGAACGGCGACAUGCACGACGACGACGACUCCGACGGCGGCUUCGGCGACGACGAGGACGAGAACAACCGGCUCGAGAUGAAGUCCAUCGUCAACCUGGCCAAGAUGUACGCGUCCCUAGUGGUGGACGGGACCCUGAAUCUCGGCAUCUUGAAGAUUCUGAACUUCGCCUACCUGCAGCCCAAGAGCAAGACGUUCGUGGAGCUGCUCCUGAUCAGCGUGAUGCAGCAGUCGCAGCAGCAGAACAAGAAGAAUAAGAAGCGCGGGAGCAAGAAGAGCAAGAAAGGGGAGGAGGACGGCGAUGAUGAGCGGGAUGAAAAGGCCCUGAUGGAGAUCUUCUUGCGUGUCAAGGAGACGCCGCAGAUUGCCAAGGGGUUGAUCUUCUUCCUGCGCAAGGUCGUCGCGAAGACGGAUAUCGUGCCCUCUGGAAAGGAUCUGAAGUUGGUGAAGUGGGGGUGCACCGCUGCGGUCGAUGCGCUCAAAGUUGUGGUGAAGGAUACCGGUGCUGAGUAAGUCAGUGGCCAUGAAUGAGUUUUUUUACUGGUUUUUGGUGCAUCCGGCGUUGCAAGGAGUGGCGUUUGUUGGGCUAGGG